Molecule: messenger RNA, 857 nt
Organism: Rhododendron vialii
Lineage: Eukaryota; Viridiplantae; Streptophyta; Magnoliopsida; Ericales; Ericaceae
Exons: 4
Coding region: 243-632 (129 amino acids)
Source: RefSeq, a predicted model, not a curated record
UACUUGGUCAAAAUGAAAUAUAGGCAAUACGUGAGUGGAGAAAAGCAAGGAAAUCUUACCCAUGUCUUUAGUUAAUCCUCAUCCUAUAACCAUGUUUAACCAAGCAAAUGCAAUUAAUUUCUUCUUCACUUGGACACCAUCUUCGAUCCAUUGUGGCCUCUCUCUCUCUCUCUCUCUCUCUCUCUCUCUCUCUUGCUUGUGGCUGAUGAGUAACUUUUAGUCUUCAAUUCUUUGCCAUGUGAAUGGGGAUAAUAAAUGGUCAAGAACCAUACAAUUAUGGGUUUCAAGGCGGUAGUAGUGCUACUGGUGACCGGCCAGUUUGCCCGAAGCCGCGCCGCCUUGGAUCCGCCGUGCCUGAAUUCCUCAAGCCCCUCAAAUGUAACAAACACAGCCAACAAAUUACCGACGAAGGAAUCGGAAUUCUCGGCAUGAUUUCUGAAAAGACAACUAAUGAACGGGAAUCGGUAUGCACCGGAUGCUCGCCCUCUUGCUACUCGGGUUCUCCUCCCGGAAGAACCAGUAACCCUUUGGUUCACGACGUCCAGUUCACCCAUCAGAUGGAGCUCUUCGCGACUUUUACGCGAACAAACCUGUCGGAUAAAUUCGGUCUCGCCUCUGCCUCUCCGAUGUAAAGACCCCCCUCGGACGGAAACAGAGCUAGAAUGAGAGAGUCUCUUAGACAUGAAACUCUGCCAUUCUGAGUUUGAAUUUUUUCUUUUUGUAGCAAUUUAGUGUUGAAAGUAUUAUACUUCUUGUAAUUGUUUGUAAAUACUGUGAGAUAAAUAACGCGCCCGAAGUCUCCAACUGUGUUGGUGUGAACAUUUUUUCGACCAUUUGGUUGGGCCUUUUUCCUUUCA